Sesamum indicum (sesame) is the source of this 833-nucleotide messenger RNA. Lineage: Eukaryota; Viridiplantae; Streptophyta; Magnoliopsida; Lamiales; Pedaliaceae. The record is from RefSeq and is a predicted model, not a curated record.
AAGUCAUUGACACUAACAGGCAACUUUUUAUUCUUUCAGGACAGUGUAAGACAUUCCUCUGUUUCGCUUUUGUUGUUGUUGUUGGGCAUUUCGGACACACAUAUUGCCCCACAAUUAAGCUUGUACGUGUUUUGUUUGUUAAGGAAUACAAUACCACAAUUGGCUUCUAUUGGUCACCGUUUCUGGUCGAAUCUAAUUGUGAUGACAUACGGCAUCAUGUGGUGGGAAGCCGUGUUGUUAGAGUUCAGGCCAUUGAGAAGCAUGCUCGGCACUGGAACGAUGCUGAUAUUCUCGUAUUUGACACCUAUGUCUGGUGGUUGGAAACUAAAUUAACAAUAUUGUGGGGAUCAUUUGGGAGCCCUGAUGCAAUCUACAAAACAGUAGAGAUGAAGAUGCGUCGCUAUGAGAUGGGACUAAGCACUUGGUCGGAAUGGCUGGAAAUGAACAUAAACCGAACGAAAACCAAGUUGUUUUUCAUGAGUGUCUCACCUUAUAUCUUCAGAGGCGACGCUUCACGACACUGCUAUAAUAGAAGUGAGCCAGUUUUCCAGGAGGGGUAUUGGAGUGUUGCAAACAAGAGCCAGAUGAGUAUAGCAGAAUCAACAAUAAAGAAGCUGGAGCGAAGAGGGGUGAAAGUGGAAUAUCUGCGGAUAACACAAAUGUCUGAACAGAGGAGAGAUGCUCAUCCCUCCAUCUACAGGAAGUUUUAUGCUCCUAUAACUGAAGAGAAUAGGAAACAUCCCAUGUCCUAUUCCGACUGUCUGCAUUGGUGUCUUCCAGGAGUACCUGAUGUCUGGAAUCAAAUCCUCUAUGCCUAUAUUAUCAACUCCUGA